UUGACAUUGUGAACGUCGGAGAUUACUUAACCAAUUACAUCAUGAACAAGUUGAAACUGUCAUCAAUUUCACAGAAUUUCAACAGAUUCAGAAGCAGAUAUAGAAUAUUUCUUGAUGGAUUACCUUUUCUGAUGUCAUUGUUUGUUGGUGCCGUCUUCCUGUCAAGAAUUACAAAGAAACGAUUUGUUAAGGACAAUGUGAUUAUGCCCACUAAAGAGGAGAUGUUAAAAGCUGGUAUUGACAUUGAUUCAGAUUUAGCUUCUGCGGAGUUGGAUGAUGAAUUAAAGAGGAUACAAGCAAAUCUUGACACUGAGAGCUGGAAAAAUGUGCCUAUUAAUAAAAAGUGACCUGAUCAUACUACUUCUAACACGUGCUGUGGUGCAGAUGACAUUUCAGACAGGACAAUCCUUCUGAGAACGAAUGAGGACUAAAUUCUGUAAAGGAUUACCAGUAUUGAUGAUGUGACCAUGAAACGGAUGCUAACUUCAUUCCGUAACUUUUGUUAAAAUGCUAUCAAUUUAUUUGAUAAUGUCAGCUAAGUAAUGUCCAAUUGAUAAUGAAGUCAGUAUUUCAAAAAUGUGUUUUAUAGAUUGUGUGAUUGUUCACCUGUCUGUUGAUAAACAUUGAAUUAAACAUAGCUGGUUAUUUUCCAUGAGGGGCAUCAACUUGAUAGUAAAAUAUGAAUUUGAAUUAGACAUAUGGAAGAACCCAACAUCAAACUGUCUUGAUGUCAAAGAAUGUGAUCAUAGUUUCAUAACUUCUGGACAUUGUUUAGAUCAACUUUCUUCUUCCUUUGUUUUUUCCUUGAAUACAAAGGAAAUUUCAUAGUUUUCUGUUGAAUAUUAUAUAUAUUUUAUGAGUUUGGCAGAAUGUUUAUAUUUUUCACUUGUCUUUGACAGGAAACUAUCGAAUAUAGCCAAAUUUUUUACUCUUUGAAAUUUAAUUAUUUCGCCUUAAACAGAAAUUAUGAAAGUUUUGACCUUUAAAGUGAACCAACUUUACAGCUUAUAUGUGAAUGAGGUUAUAUGAUAAUAACACAAUCAACAACCACCACACAACGUAUGAUGUACAGCUGGGAUUAUUGCAUUUUCAUAGAGUUUAAUUACUUACAAAAACAUUUUACAUUAUUUAUUUAAAUUUUGCAAGUGUGUGAACAGUGUGUGUUUUUAUUGUCACGUUUUAUACAUAUCUUGGUGGUGUGUGAGAAAAUGAUGUCAGUUGAUAUGUGGCACUUUACUAUUGGAUGUGGGUUUCCUCGAUUAUAGAAUUUUGGCCAUUUCUUGGUUCUGACCUAAAUACUGCAGGCAGAAUGUCAAUGUUUAUGAUGUCAGGACUAACAGGAACCAGUUCCUAUAUCUCACCCAGCAGAUGGUGUCUGAGUUAAUUACUUCCACUGAAGUGUGAGAUAAAAUGUUGAAAAUCAUCUAUUAAUUUAUCUGAUCAUUUUGUUGCAGUUUCUGCUGUAGAGGACUGUAUCUUAUGACCUGGAUUUGUCAUUUUCUGGGUAUAUACUGUAUAGGAGUUUUUAGAUUGGUCAGUUUGUUUUGAAACAAAAUCAAGAUAUUUUUGACUAAAAAAAUCAUGAAUUUUGGCUCUGAUUUUCUGUACUGAUUUUUUCAUGUAGCUUUAUUCCAUUCUUGGAAAUAACUGAAAAGAACUCCUAAAUAUAGUAACCAGUGUUGUGCUCUACAUACGUGGCUUAAAUGUUGAACAAGGUUUAAAGAUGACCACCAUUACCCCUAUGAAAUAGAAAUGAGAAUAUCUCUACCCUGAGGCUAAGAAUCUUACCUUGUUUGACAUUUGAAGAACCUAACCUAAAGGUUUUCAUUUCAUCAUGCCUUCCAUGGAUGGAUUUAUAAGAAAAUGGUUUAAGAGAGAUUUAUGAAUAAUGGGUGUAUAAGAUGUUUGAGGCAAAAAAUUGUAAGUUGAUUUAGAAGUUUGAAUAAAAAAUUGUUGAAGUCAA
Messenger RNA from Ylistrum balloti, 1963 nucleotides. RefSeq lists its product as uncharacterized. The coding region runs from base 42 to 347 and encodes 101 amino acids. Gene Ontology annotation, cellular component: mitochondrial membrane. The transcript is spliced from 4 exons. NCBI's taxonomy places the organism in Eukaryota, Metazoa, Mollusca, Bivalvia, Pectinida, Pectinidae. The record is from RefSeq and is a predicted model, not a curated record.